AGCGUUCCAUUCGGCCAGCGGUGGGCGGUUGCCACAGCUGGUUUAGGGCCCCGACUAUUGGGGCCCCUUGUCAGGAGGAGGCAGUCUCCCGUCCGGGGAGAAAAACUCACUGCCACCUUUGGCGGCCGACGCGGUCCCUUGGGACAGUGCACUUCCUGCCCUCAGUAGCUGGCCGAGUUCGGUCUCUCUCGUUCAGGGUUAGAAAUUGGACUUUUGAUGAUGUUUGACCCAGCAGCAUCAAUAGCAGGCAACGUGAUUUUGAAGCUGGUCUCAGCCUCUGUUUCUUCUCUCGUGUAAUCACAAAGCCCACUUUGGACCUGGAAUUCCAAUCAUGUCUGUGAUGGUGGUGAGAAAGAAGGUGACACGGAAAUGGGAGAAACUCCCUGGCAGGAACACCUUUUGCUGUGAUGGCCGUGUCAUGAUGGCCCGGCAAAAGGGGAUCUUCUAUUUGACUCUCUUCCUCAUCCUGGGGACCUGCACACUCUUCUUUGCCUUCGAGUGUCGCUACCUGGCUGUCCAGCUGUCUCCUGCCAUCCCUGUGUUUGCUGCUAUGCUCUUCCUUUUCUCCAUGGCCACACUGUUGAGGACCAGUUUCAGUGACCCUGGAGUGAUUCCUCGGGCCCUACCAGAUGAAGCAGCUUUCAUAGAAAUGGAGAUAGAAGCUACCAAUGGUGCAGUGCCCCAGGGCCAGCGACCACCCCCUCGUAUCAAGAAUUUUCAGAUAAACAACCAGAUUGUAAAACUGAAAUACUGUUAUACAUGUAAGAUCUUCCGGCCUCCUCGGGCCUCCCAUUGCAGCAUUUGUGACAACUGUGUGGAGCGAUUUGACCAUCACUGCCCCUGGGUGGGGAACUGUGUUGGAAAGAGGAACUACCGUUACUUCUACCUCUUCAUCCUUUCUCUCUCCCUCCUCACAAUUUAUGUCUUCGCCUUCAACAUCGUCUAUGUGGCCCUCAAAUCCCUGAAAAUUGGCUUCUUGGAGACGUUGAAAGAAACUCCUGGAACUGUUCUAGAAGUCCUCAUUUGCUUCUUCACACUCUGGUCCGUCGUGGGACUGACUGGAUUUCACACUUUCCUCGUGGCUCUCAAUCAGACAACCAAUGAAGACAUCAAAGGAUCAUGGACAGGGAAGAAUCGUGUCCAGAAUCCCUACAGCCAUGGCAACAUUGUGAAGAACUGCUGUGAAGUCCUGUGUGGCCCCUUGCCUCCCAGUGUGCUGGAUCGAAGGGGUAUUUUGCCACUGGAGGAAAGUGGAAGUCGACCUCCCAGUACUCAAGAGACCAAUAGCAGCCUCUUGCCACAGAGCCCAGCCCCAACAGAACACCUGAACUCCAAUGAGAUGCCGGAGGACAACAGCACUCCGGAAGAGAUGCCACCUCCAGAGCCCCCAGAGCCACCACAGGAUGCAACUGAAGCUGAGAAGUAGCCUAUCUAUGGAAGAGACUUUUGUUUGUGUUUAAUUAGGGCUAUGAGAGAUUUCAGGGGAGAAGAUAUACCCGAGACAGAGAGCAAGUAAGCUGUCCCUUUUACUGUUUUCCUUUGGUCUUUAGAUACACAAUUGCACACUGGCAUUUUCUUGCUGCAAGCUUUUUUUUUUUUUAUUUCUGGACUCAAGGCAGUGGCAGAAGAUGUCAGUCACCUCUGGCAACUGGACAAAUGGGUCUUUUGGACCUUGGCACUUAUUUCCCAUGGCCCUAGCCAUGGGGUCUCCUUGGACUCCUCUCCCCACCAGAUCCCAGCUCUCCUGAUUGGGGUCAUUGGUCUCAUUAUGGGGCUAACGAUUCUUGAGACUGGCUCAAGUCCUCAAGCUGCUGCAUGUCCUGAGUCCAGAAGCAGACACAGAAACCUCUGGCCAGGGAAUCCUAACUGGGUUCUUCUCCUUCAGAAUUGAUAAGGAUGGAGAGUGAGGUUGGAGGAUUCUCCUGGCUACAAAGUGCCAGCAUUGCCAGCCAAUCCUUUUAGGAAUGGGGCAGGUACCUUCCUCUUGUAUUUAUUCAUGUAGCUUUUCUCCUUUGUCCCCCAUCCACUCUCUAACACCCAUGUCCCACUCUUUCCCCAUUAGAUAUAUGUAAGUAGUUUUAGUAGAGCUAACAAUUUACAUUUCUCAUAGAUUCUCCAGGAACUUUUAAUACCUGUGCUAUUCUCAAUAAGAAUUGACAAGAUGCCAAUGGCAUAGCCCCUCACACUCUCUGCCUCAUCUCUCCUCCUUUCUCAUUAGCCCAUUUAAAUUUUUUUUUCUUUUUACUCUUGCUCCCAAUAGGAGCAGGAACAGCAGUAAUAAAAGUCUACACUUUGGUGAUUCCUUUUCCUCAGAGGAAACCCAAGUGCUCACUUAAACACUACCCCCUCAGAUUCCCUGUGUGAGGCCUACAGAGGCCCUGAAUGCACAAAUGGGGAAAUCAAGGCACAGAGAGGCUCUCCUCUCCUCUCCUCUCCCUCUAUGUCCCCU
Molecule: messenger RNA, 2449 nt
Organism: Urocitellus parryii (Arctic ground squirrel)
Lineage: Eukaryota; Metazoa; Chordata; Mammalia; Rodentia; Sciuridae
Source: RefSeq, a predicted model, not a curated record